CGUAACGGCUAUUUUGGGCAUGGCACUGAGGUACCAACUGCAACUUAUGAGCAGACUUCGGAACGUUCUGCCAACAUGUGGUGGCCUUGCGACAACGCUGCAUCAACCAAUAUACCACCAGCCCGUGCUGCACAAUGCGUUAAAGCCACCGCUUAUUGUCAGCUGCUGCCGUUAUGCGAAAGGGGCGAAUCGACCUAAGCACUCUGGAAAGGAAGCCAAACCUAAAAUUGCACUCACCGAUGAUGAACUUUCAGAAGUGGUCCGUAUUCAAUAUUUUCGAUCAGAAAUGCAAAAGGUGGUGCAGCGGUUGCAGGAAAGUUUCAUCAAGCACCUUACUAUAAACUCUGCUGCAGGAAGCAUUGACACGAUACCGGUGCAUGUUGAUGGACAGGAAUACAGUUUGGCAGAGGUAGCCCAAAUAGCCAAGAAAAAUCCCCAGCUUAUCGUGCUGCAUAUGGCCAGCUUCCCUGAUGCCAUCAAGCCAACUAUACAGGCCAUUCAGGCAUCUGGGUUGAACAUUUCCACACAACAGGAUGGAACGACAGUGUUCUGCCAUCUUCCCAAGAUCACAAAAGAGCACAGAGAAUCACUUGCUAAAAAUGCAAAGACAUUAUUUAACAAGGCAAAAGAGGAUCUGCUCAGUAUCGAGCGAAAGUACAUCAAGGAGAUCCAGAAAAAUAAGCAGAAUACCUCUGAAGAUCUUUCAUAUAAUGCCACAUUACAGGUGAAAAUGGAAAUAGAAAAUACAGUGAACAAAGCUGAUGCUAUGACCAAAGCCAAACAGCAGGACUUGUUGGGAGAAAAGUAGUGCCUUUGGUAUGUGUGAAUGUACUGGUAGGGGGGGGGGGGG
This is a messenger RNA of Rhipicephalus microplus (southern cattle tick), 850 nucleotides long. It is a transcript of the gene mRRF1, whose product is annotated as mitochondrial ribosome recycling factor 1. Gene Ontology annotation, molecular function: ribosomal large subunit binding. NCBI's taxonomy places the organism in Eukaryota, Metazoa, Arthropoda, Arachnida, Ixodida, Ixodidae. Gene Ontology annotation, biological process: translation. Gene Ontology annotation, cellular component: mitochondrion. The record is from RefSeq and is a predicted model, not a curated record.